Paramisgurnus dabryanus is the source of this 1555-nucleotide messenger RNA. Lineage: Eukaryota; Metazoa; Chordata; Actinopteri; Cypriniformes; Cobitidae. The record is from RefSeq and is a predicted model, not a curated record.
CAAUCCUUCUUGGUGCGACCUCCUCCACAAUCUCCUCCUGAAUUUGAUCUAUAAAAGCGCAGACGGGAGAAGGCUGCGCAGAAGAUUCAGAAGUUCUGCAUUCGAGACGCAUUCAACCAGAAGUCUUUCAUCUUCCACCAUGGGCUCGUCAAACGGCGCGGGACUUUGUUUGAUACUUGUACUAGUUUUUAUGUGCGAGGCAUCUGAAGACCAACAGCCUCGCCAAAGGCCAAUGAUUUACGAUAAAGAUGGUCUUCAGCGAGAGGCGACACCUGAAGAAUUGGAGUUAAUGGUACAGAGACCAAUCAUGCCUGACAUUUCAGAUUUGAUUAAAUUGAUGGCCUCUUCAGAGACAGAUAUGAGCCAGACAGAGAACACAAACUUUCACCCCGUGGACAUCCCAAGAGCUCCCCCACGGUUUGGCCCUCGCUUCAUGAGACCCAACACGGGGCCAGAGAUUCAUUUCCCACCAGCCUUUCCCAGUAUCAGCAAUCUUGAAGAUAUCUGUGAGUUUAGUAAAGCUUCGGUCCGAUACCCUGAGGACAUAUUUCCCCCAAGUGGCUUUGGUAGUGAGCAUCGGCAGGCUGAUGCUGUGAAUCGACUCCAGGGCUGGUACGGCGUGUGCUGUGGCAUUGAUGGAUCAGAGGCAGAGAAGAUCUGUUGUGCUGAACAAGCGUGGAGAAAGACCCUGUCUGCUUUCUGCAAUGAAGAAUUUUCUAUAAAGACGGUUGCAGAUGUCUGCUGCCAGAAGAAGGGGAAGGCCAGAUGGAGCUGUUUUGAUAAGGAGGCUUCAGCUACUUCAUAUGACAUUCCCAUCCCUGACUUGAAUGUCAACAAUCCACGCAAAGUCCAAGGCUUCAGAUAUAAACCCAGUUCUUGCAAAGGGUAGGCUUCCCCCGGAGCACCUAAAGAGUGUCUUUGGUUAAAAACAAAAAUUAAUUUUUGGUUAUUGUUCAAACAUUUGUAAAACACAUAUGUAACACUGUCAGGCUAGAUUACGAGCAUCAAAGUUUGAUUUCAGUCAUUACUCUCAUUGUGAUUUCAAUCUUUGACUUGAUCUUACUCAAUCAACAUGUUAGGUUAUAUUUUUACCUAAUGUUCUUUACAUUAUAUAGGAUGAUUUUAUGUAGAAAACAGUAAAUGUAAAGAAAAAAAAUUUUUUUUUAGAUCAAGUUAUCAGCAGUACAGUAAGAUGUUUAGAAUGCUGGCAUUUGUUUUAUUGCAUUUAUUUGUGUAAGUCAUCAUUUCAUUGAUGUCCCCUCCAUAUGUAGAGACGUAAACUACAAGAAGUUUACUUUUAUGUACUUAUAUAUUCUGUUGUUUUCUCCAUAAUGCCAUUAAGAACUGUUUAAUAAUUAUAUCCACAUAAGCACAUAUAGGGUGAAUUGCCCUAAAGUAGGACACACAUUUUUUUUAAUGUGGGACACCUAAGGUCUAACAUGACCUCUCAAAUGCCAGUCAUAUGUGAUUGUGGAACAAUCGUCAAAUAGUAAGCACAUUUCACAGAAGUCUGAAAUUCAAAAAGUGUAAUUUUUUCAAUAAAGAAUUUAAUACA